Messenger RNA from Enterobius vermicularis (human pinworm), 1722 nucleotides. The record is from the annotation of a GenBank genome assembly. NCBI's taxonomy places the organism in Eukaryota, Metazoa, Nematoda, Chromadorea, Rhabditida, Oxyuridae.
AUGGACGUUCUGAAGUUCAGUUUAGAAGAGGAUAUAGAAAGGACUGGAGAAUCAGUCUUGCAAAAAGAACCGGGUGUCACUGCGAUACAUUGUAGCGCAGACGGUGGGAAGCUUAUGCAGUGCUAUCGUGACAAAGAUGAUGUGUAUUUUCCGUUUGAAAAAUUCCUGAAAAAUCGCUUUGAAUUGUCCGGGAAAGUUGUCAAAGAUCCGCAAACUCAAAAAAAUUACUUUGAGUGGUACACGUCAUCUGCACGAGUAAAGACUCCAAAUAUCAGUAGUUAUGAUCCUUUCGGUCCUUUUGGACAUUUUGCAUACUAUAGUGUUGAAACUAGAGACAGAGUCCGUUGUAUCAACGCGCAAAAAGGUGUUCCCAUGUCAACUCAGUGGUCGUCUGAACCUUACUUUUACCCAGUACAAAUUGCUCAAUAUGCACUGCAGCAUUUUAGCAGGUUCAAAACAAACACUGCUCUUGAUUCCCUUGCUCUCGGGGAAGAUGUCGACCAGUGGACUAUCAGUGCUGAGUCCAGUAUUGUGAAAUCGCUCGACAUUUAUUCUCAGGAACCUUAUAUGAAUAUCAUUUCGAAAGGUACUGAGAUGGGACUACAGUGGUUAAUUUCAGCAAAUAGUUAUGGGGUUAAGAUUGGUUUGUCAUCUGCGACAUCUAUGAUGACUGUAACAUUUAGCUGGAAGCCGAGUAGUACAGCAUCAUUUGCCAUAUUUGCUUAUGUUCCGCAGAGCAAAUCAGUGUACGAGCUUCACUAUGUACGGAAAGAUGAUAGCCGCUGCGUAUGGUCUGAGGAUAAUAACGUAUUUAACACAUUUUCUUAUUUUCUGAGAUCUUUUAAACGUUGGCACAUUGUAAAUCGGAAUUUUAUGGUUGACUUAGAUCGUGCUUUAGUUACAAAAGUAAAGAAGCGAAAGCCUGGACCAGUUCUUCAUCCAGCUUACUUGGUCGUUUUGACCAGUUUAGGAGAUGUAGAAGGAUUAUGGGUUUCAUUCAGUGGUAAUUGUUUCGUGAAGGAUGUGCGCCAGCGCUCUUCUUCUAACCUCGAUAAUUUUUUGGUAGCUGCUGAGUGGUUUUUAAAAAAUCAAAACGAUGCAGGAGGUUGGAGCGUUCCGGUCUCGAGGACUGUUGGAGGUACUCAUCUAUCCCUACCUGCUGGAUGGCACAGUGCGAUGGCACAAGGUCACGCGUUAAGUGUACUAGUUAGAGCGUUUGGAUUGCUCAAUGAUUCUGUUUAUUUAGACGUCGCUGGUAAAGCUUUGGACGUUUUUGAAAAGGCAGCGUCGGAUGGAGGAGUUUCUAAUGAGCUCUUUGGCCAUACUUGGUACGAAGAGUAUCCGACAGUGCCAGGAACAUACGUUUUAAACGGCUUUAUGUACUCGCUUAUUGGGCUUUAUGAUUUUGCAAGCACUCCGAGUAAAUUUGCCUCUAGGGCAAAAAAUCUUUUUGAUAAAGGUAGUCGCUUGGUUACAUAUAUUUUAGGGUUGUUUUUCUUGCCAAAUUUCUUUCUUUCUCUCUACGAUACGGGAAGUGGCUCAGUUUACGACUUAAGGCAUUUUACACUUAAAACAGCUCCAAAUGUGGCACGAUGGGAUUAUCAUGCUGUUCAUGUGUACUUAUUGAAGUGGAUAUAUGGCAUAACUAAUGUAAAGUAUUUUGAUGAAGUUGCAGAUCGUUGGAUUGGAUAUUCACGUGGGCGAAGAGCUAAACAUAAUUAA